AUGGCAAGAUUGUGCACCGUUCUGCUGCUGGUAGUUACCGCGUUGGCGCCAACGCGGGGCGACACGCGCAAACACUUCCACAGCCGCUAUUCGAGCAGCGUAACGGGCGCGACCCGUGCGGACGUUUCGAGCCGAUCGAGCAGCGGUGCGUACAUGAGAACGGUACCGUUGCGAUUGCUCAACUGUCUCGAGCACGUUUCGCUCGUCGACUGUGGCAAGCUGUACCUGGUGCAGAAUAUGGAGGCACGGUCGUACCGAUUCGCCAACACCGGCAACAUUACGCACGACGUGCAGGCGGUACUGCUGCCCAGCUAUCGGAGCGCGGACAAUAAACUCUUCAGCGAUCAGCUGCUCGCGCUGAACGGGAGCGAUGUGAAUGAGCGGCUGGCCCGGGGCCUGCGGUUGCUGUUCAACGAGCGCAUCAUCGAUCUGCAGCUGGUGCCCGGUGUCGCCGUCCGCCUAACGCCCAGCGCCACGAACCAGCUCGAAUUUUCCGUCCGCAAGGGCAUUACGGCCGUCGAGCCGGAGAUCGCUGGCCGGGGCAAGGAGAAGAAAGGUAUCCGGACGGUGCUGCAGCUGAGUGUGCCGCUCGUGCUGCUGCCCUCGAUGUUGCUGGCCGGCGUCCUACCGAUGAUACUGCCCGUCCUGAAGUUUGCGACCAUCUUCUCGAGCAUUGUGAACCAUGCGGCCCUGGCCGCCGCCAUCAUGUACCUGGCGAAGCAGCAUGCCGCUGAACAGGAAAGCAAGCAAACGGUGUACUUCAACGCCGGCUACAACUGA
Molecule: messenger RNA, 780 nt
Organism: Anopheles marshallii
Lineage: Eukaryota; Metazoa; Arthropoda; Insecta; Diptera; Culicidae
Exons: 1
Coding region: 1-780 (259 amino acids)
Source: RefSeq, a predicted model, not a curated record